AUGCACAAACUGACAGACAUUGAAUGGCGGCCACAGCCGAACGUGCCAUUCGAGUGGAGCGCUGGAUCCACCAUCGCCAUCGAUUUUGGAACCCACAUGACCCGAGCGGGAUACACUGACACCAACGGACCCAACCUCGUGUUUCCCACGUUGACAGGAAAGUACCGAGAACGAAAAAGCGCUGGUCCUGGACUGGCAGGCGCCACCACGGUGGGAUAUGACAACUUCAUUGAGCCGUCGACCCGGCUGUCGGCCCGAUCGCCCUACGAUGGAGCUCUGGUGUCUAAUUGGACAGUGGCUGAGGAGGUUCUGGACUACACAUUUGCCAAGCUGCGCGUAGGCAGCGACGGGUGUGUGGACAAUCACAUUAUCAUGAACGAGCUCAUGUCUUCACCUGCUGCCCAGCGGCGAAAUUUGCAGCAGGUGCUGUUUGAGGGCUACGGAGUGAGGUCAGUAGCUCUCGGGGUCGACGCUCUAUUUUCGUACUACGCCAACGACGGAAAGACUGGCUUGGUUUUGUCAGUCGGAAAUGAGGCCACUCACAUCAUUCCUGUCAUUGAUGGUAUUGCUCAGCGAGAACUGACAAAGCGAAUCACUUGGGGAGGACGGACAGCCUCGGCCUUUCUGGCCCAGCUUCUACAGCUCAAGUACCCCACUUUCCCGCUCAAGCUGUCGGCGACGCAGACCACCAAAAUCCUCGAGAAUCACUGCUACGUGUCAGACGGAUACAAGGAGGAACUGGAUGGCUUUUUGGAUAUGGAUGGUUUGGAAAAACGAGAACGCGUGAUCCAGGCACCGUACAUUGAGACCGUCAAGGCCGAAAAGAGCGCCGAGGAGCUGGAACGAAUCGCAGAGCGUCGCAAAGAGAGCGGUCGACGACUGCAAGAGCAGGCUGCUGCGAAAAGAGCCGAGAAGCUGGCUGAACGGGAAAAUGACCUGCAGUAUUAUAGGCAGCAGGCGCAGAUUCUGGAGGAUCUGGGCGACGACAGACAGGGCAAGCGGGAGGCGCGAAGAAUCCUCGACUCGGAGGGAUUCAAGGACGUUAAGUCCAUGAACAAGAAGAUUGCCGAGCUGGAGAGAACAAUUCGAAAGAGUCUCAACCAGGAUGUGGAGGAAGAGGAGGUCGUUCCCGAGUUUCCUCUCGCAGAUGUCCCCGACGAAGAGCUCACCCCCUUGCAAAUCAAGGAAAAGCGACAUCAGCGGCUUCUGAGAGCCAAUUACGAGGCUCGAAUCAGGGCCAAGGAAGAAAAGGAGGCUGAAAAGGCACGUAUUGAGGAGGAGAAACGUAAGGACGAAGAGUGGCGAAUCACGGAUCUGGCCGGAUGGGUUGAGGACAAGCGAGAGAAGCGAAACGCGAUUCUGGCCCGCCAAAAGGAACGGGCCAAGAUGCAGAAGGAACUUCGAAACCGAAAAUCCAUGGCCUCCAAAAUGCGAAUGAAGAACAUUGCGUCUUUGGCUGCAGAUACUCGUGCUACUAAACGAGCACGACCCGGCGCUGGUAUCGAUGACGAUCCCGAUGAUACCUUUGGAGCGGAUGAUCAGGACUGGUCCAUUUACAAUGAUAUUGCCAACCAGAGCGACAGUGAAGAGGAGGAGAACGAGCGAGCUGCUCUGGCUGAGCUUGAGGCCAAUCUUCUCGAGUUUGACGACGAGUUCACAGAGGAGAAUCUUCUCGAGAGCCAGACCGACUGGAAGUCGUCAUUGCUGCACAUGUUCCUCCACGGACCCACGGAGUACAACCCCGAAAGCCAAGAACAGCAGAACCAGCUGCAUCUUAAUGUGGAGCGAAUCCGGGUGCCUGAGGUGCUGUUCCAGCCCACCAUUGCCGGUAUUGAUCAGGCUGGUGUUGCUGAGGUGUGUGGAGACAUUUUGACCAAGCGGUUUCCUUCGGAAACAGCCUCCGUCAUGCUCAAGGACGUGUUUGUCACUGGUGGAUACUCUCAGGUGCCCAACUUUGAUGCUCGUCUGACUGCUGAGCUGCGUUCUCUGUUGCCAGCUGGUUCUCCUCUACAGGUUCGAAGUGCCGCUCAUCCUGAGACUGAUGCAUGGAUGGGUAUGGCCAAGUGGUCCAAGACGGACGACUACAAGAACUCUCGGGUCACGCGGGCCAUGUAUGAGGAAAUGGGUCCAGAUUAUAUCAAGGAGCAUGCUUUUGGCAACUCUUCCUAUUUGUAG
This is a messenger RNA of Yarrowia lipolytica CLIB122, 2175 nucleotides long. RefSeq lists its product as uncharacterized. Gene Ontology annotation, cellular component: cytoplasm; Ino80 complex. Lineage: Eukaryota; Fungi; Ascomycota; Dipodascomycetes; Dipodascales. The record is from RefSeq and is a predicted model, not a curated record. Gene Ontology annotation, biological process: regulation of DNA-templated transcription.